This is a messenger RNA of Urocitellus parryii (Arctic ground squirrel), 1231 nucleotides long. Its product is annotated as ficolin-1-like. Gene Ontology annotation, molecular function: carbohydrate derivative binding; signaling receptor binding; antigen binding. The record is from RefSeq and is a predicted model, not a curated record. Gene Ontology annotation, biological process: complement activation, lectin pathway. NCBI's taxonomy places the organism in Eukaryota, Metazoa, Chordata, Mammalia, Rodentia, Sciuridae.
CUGAGCAGAGUCGCCAUGGCCCCAGGGCUCACUGUCCUGCUCGUCUUGUUGCUGUUCAUCAAAAACCCAACGGUCCAGGCUGAAGACACCUGUCCAGAGGUGAAGCUGGUGGGUCUGGAGGGCUCCGACAAACUCACCAUUCUCCGGGGCUGCCCCGGGCUGCCCGGCCUCUCGGGGCCCAAGGGAGAGGCUGGCGCCAAGGGAGAGAGAGGAGAGCGAGGCACCUCCGGAGCCCCUGGGAAAGCAGGACCACCUGGACCCAAAGGAGACCGCGGGGAGAAGGGGAUGCCAGGAGAGAGAGGAGGUGCUGGGCACCCUCAGUCAUGUGCCACAGGACCUCGGAGCUGUAAGGAGCUGCUCACCCGAGGCCACUUUCUGAGCGGCUGGUACACCAUCUACCUGUCCAGCUGCCAGCCCCUGACUGUGCUGUGUGACAUGCACACUGACGGAGGGGGGUGGACUGUCUUCCAGAGGAGGCUGGACGGCUCUGUGGACUUCUAUCGGGAUUGGGCCGCGUACAAGCAGGGCUUCGGCAGUCAGCUGGGGGAGUUCUGGCUGGGCAAUGACAACAUCCAGGCCCUGACCGCCCAGGGAACCAGCGAGCUCCGCGUGGACCUGGUGGACUUUGAGGGCAACCAUGUCUUUGCCAAGUACAGCUCGUUCAGGGUGGCGGGGGAGGCAGACAAGUACAAGCUCACCCUGGGAGCCUUUGUUGGAGGCAGUGCUGGUGAUUCUCUGACGUAUCACAACGACAGGUUCUUCUCCACCAAGGACCAGGACAAUGACAUCAGCCCUUUCAACUGUGCCGAGAAGUACCAUGGAGCCUGGUGGCACUCUCAAUGCCACCUGUCCAACCUAAAUGGCCUCUACCUCAAGGGUGACCACGAGACCUUUGCCGAUGGUGUCAACUGGAAGACGGGGAAGGGGUACAAUUACAGCUACCAGAUGUCGGAGAUGAAGGUKCGGCCCACCUAGUCCCCACAGGCCUCUCCCACCUGAGCAGGUGGGGAGGUGAGACCAGGACCACAGGGGGAGGGCAAGCUCACGCAGGCCYGUGGCUCACAGACAGGCAGCAGACCCAGGGGCCUGGCUGAGCCCCCAGCCAGAGUGGGCUCUGCCCCACUGAGGUCGGGUGCUGUUGCACCCUGGGGACAGCUGCGGACUCCCCUUUAGCAUGGGGCUCCACUGGGUGCCCCUGACCAACCAGCCCACCCGCCCCUACACGUGACCA